AUGGAAAAUCACUUGACAAGUUCCCGCUACAAAUUACUAGCCAUCACUUUGUGUCUAAUCUUGCUCCGUGCGCACGUUAGCACCUCAUCGGCCGUCGUGGACCGAGGACGAGGCAAAUGGCGGCUCCUCCUCCACAACACCGGCGUGGUGGCAAUGCACAUGACCCUCACUCACCACAACACAGUCAUCAUAUUGGACCACACCGGCUCCGGCCCGUCUGCCUACCAACUACGAGGCCGGUCCAACGGGCCCCUUUGCCAGGUCACUCAGACGGCCGACCCAUCUUGCUACGCUCACUCGGUCGAGUACAACGUGGCGCAAAACAAAAUCCGGCCACUCGACAUCCGGACCGACACAUGGAGCUCGUCCGGGUCCAUGAUGAGCAACGGGACCCUCGUCCAAACGGGCGGGUUUGGAUCUGGUUCACGAAAGAUACGGUAUUUCGAGCCGUGCGGAGAUGGAAAAUGCGAUUGGAGGGAACCGACAAGGUCGUUCUUGGCGGACGAGAGAUGGUACUCGUCCAGUUUAAGACUCCCAGAAAAAGACGAUCAGGUGAUCGUCUUAGGCGGGAGGAACGCCUUUUCGUACGAAUUCGUCCCUAAGUCGACGUCUCGUGAGGAGAAAUUUUUUGAACUACCUUUCUUGCGAAAAACUUGGGAAAAAAAAGAGGGAGGUAACAACUUGUACCCGUUUCUCCACCUCUCGUCCGACGGGCAUUUGUUCGUUUUCGCCAACCGGGACUCUAUACUUUUUAAUUAUAAGAGAAACACAAUUGUUAAGCAUUUUCCGAGGAUUCCGGGGAAGGGUUCGAGGAGCCACCCGAGCGGUGGCUCGUCGGUGAUUCUCCCAUUGGGUCACGAGGAUGGGUUUCGGAAAGUGGAGGUUAUGAUCUGUGGAGGGGCUGCUGACAGGGCAUUCGAGGCAGCUAGUCGGGAUCGGUUCUUGAAGGGAUCGAGCUCGUGUGGGAGGAUGGUCAUCACAGGACAUCAUCACAACUGGAAAAUGGAGAACAUGCCAGAGCCCCGCCUAAUGAACGAUAUGAUCAUUUUACCGACCGGACAUUUACUCAUUAUAAACGGUGCCAAGAACGGCUCGGCCGGGUUGAAUUCUGCUUCAGACCCGUCUACUCAGCCGUAUCUCUACAAGCCGAAAAAAUCGCGCGGGAAAAGAUUUUCUGUACUCAAAGGAACUAAAAUCGCGCGAAUGUACCAUUCAUCGGCUGUGUUAUUGCCAGAUGGAAGGGUUCUUGUGGCCGGCAGCAACCCAAACGAAAGGUACAUUUACAGAAAUGUCCCUCACCCGACCGAGCUACGAUUACAAGCCUUUACGCCGACUCACAUGGAGAAAAAGUUCGACAACAAAAGGCCACACAACGUGUCUGUAUACUACACGAAUGGGACCACGAACCGAAGUGCGGCUUAUGGGGAAGAAUUCGAAGUGGAGUUUGGGGUGAGGAGAAGUAAGGAGAAAAUGAGAGUGAAGGAUUUGGUUUUCACAGCUUAUGCACCUCCAUUCAACACUCAUUCACUUUCAAUGAAUCAGAGGAUGCUGAGAUUGAAGUGCAACAGUGUGGAGAGGAGUAGUAAGAAUGGUGGGUGGAGGGCAGUUUUGGAAGUCCCAAAGUCUCCAAAUGUGGCUCCUGCAGGUUAUUACAUGCUGAGUGUUGUUAGAAAUGGGAUACCUAGUGAAGCCCAAUGGGUCAGGUUUAUGCAUGCUUGA
This is a messenger RNA of Striga hermonthica, 1719 nucleotides long. Lineage: Eukaryota; Viridiplantae; Streptophyta; Magnoliopsida; Lamiales; Orobanchaceae. The record is from the annotation of a GenBank genome assembly.